CCCAUGGAACCACAAAACACCACAUGGGUGUCAGAGUUUGUCCUCUUAGGGUUCUCACAGACCCAGGAGCUCCAGAAAUUCCUGUUCCUGGUGUUUCUAUUUGUCUAUGUCACCACUGUUGUGGGAAACCUCCUUAUCAUGGUCACAGUGACCUUUGACUCCCGGCUCCACAUGCCCAUGUAUUUUCUGCUUCAAAAUCUGGCUGUCAUCGACUUCUGCCAUUCCACAGUCACUUCUCCAAAGAUGCUGGUGGACUUCUUUCAUGAGACCAAGACUAUCUCCUACCAGGGCUGCAUGGCCCAGAUCUUCUUCCAUCUCUUGGGAGGUGGAACAGUCUUCUUUCUCUGGGUGAUGACUUAUGAUCGCUACAUAGCCAUUUCCCAGCCCCUUCACUGUAUCUCCAUCAUGAAUACCCAACUGCGUGUGGGGCUGGCAGUGGCUGCCUGGGUAGGCGGCUUUGUCCACUCCAUUGUCCAACUGGCUCUGAUGAUCCCAUUGUCUUUUUGUGGUCCCAAUGUCCUAGAUAACUUCUACUGUGACGUUCCACAAGUGUUGAGACUCGCCUGCACUGAUACCUCCCUCCUAGAACUCCUGAUGAUCUCCAACGGUGGGAUGCUGGUUCUUAUCUGGUUCCUACUCCUUCUGGUCUCUUACAUGGUCAUCCUGGUGAUGCUUAGGUCCUACUCAGGACAGGCAAGGAGGACAGCUUCCACCUGCACUACCCACAUCAUCGUGGUGUCUAUGACCUUCGUUCCCUGUAUCUACAUCUAUUCCCAGCCCUUCACCCCCUUUCCCCUGGACAAGACUGUGUCCAUCAGCUACACGGUCAUGAACCCCAUGCUCAACCCCAUGAUCUACACUCUGAGGAACCAGGAGAUGCAGGCAGCCAUGAAGAGGUUAGGCAAGCGCCUAGUGAUCUGCAAUGGGAAGCUUUAA
Messenger RNA from Pteronotus mesoamericanus, 936 nucleotides. Its product is annotated as olfactory receptor 4D1-like. Gene Ontology annotation, cellular component: plasma membrane. The record is from RefSeq and is a predicted model, not a curated record. Lineage: Eukaryota; Metazoa; Chordata; Mammalia; Chiroptera; Mormoopidae. Gene Ontology annotation, biological process: G protein-coupled receptor signaling pathway. Gene Ontology annotation, molecular function: G protein-coupled receptor activity; olfactory receptor activity.